AUGGGCGACAAGAUCCGGCUGCCCUUCCCGGGGGUCCUCUGGGCCGCUCUGCUGCUGCCCGCGGCGGCCGGCUUCACGCCCUCCUUGGACAGCGACUUCACGUUCACCCUUCCCGCCGGCCAGAAGGAGUGUUUCUACCAGCCCAUGCCCCUGAAGGCCUCGCUGGAGAUCGAGUACCAAGUUUUAGAUGGAGCAGGAUUAGAUAUUGAUUUCCACCUUGCCUCUCCAGAAGGAAGAACGUUAGUUUUUGAGCAAAGGAAAUCAGAUGGAGUUCACACGAUAGAGACUGAGGUUGGUGACUACAUGUUCUGCUUUGAUAAUACAUUCAGCACCAUUUCUGAGAAGGUGAUUUUCUUUGAAUUAAUCCUGGAUAAUAUGGGAGAACAGGCAGAAGAACAAGAGGACUGGAAGAAAUACAUUACUGGCACAGAUAUGUUGGAUAUGAAACUGGAAGACAUCCUGGAAUCCAUCAACAGUAUCAAGUCCAGACUAAGCAAAAGUGGUCAUAUUCAAACUUUGCUUAGAGCAUUUGAAGCUCGUGACCGAAACAUACAAGAAAGCAACUUUGAUAGAGUUAAUUUCUGGUCUAUGGUUAAUUUAGUGGUAAUGGUGGUGGUGUCAGCCAUUCAAGUUUAUAUGCUGAAGAGUCUUUUUGAAGAUAAGAGGAAAAGUAGAACUUAAAACUCCAAACUCGAGUACUUCACAUUGAAAAAAAUGGACAGAAACAUGCAAUAAACUGUUAUAGUCAAGACCAUUAAUAGUCUUUUCCAGCAUUUUCAGGUAUUACCAUUAAGUGUGAAAUAAGUAUAAUUUUAAUGUGAAAGGAAAGUCUUUACUUUCAUCUGUGCAAGUAAUCUUACUGUUCAGUUGUACUUAAAUGUGUAACAUUUUGCAGGUACAAAUGAAUGAAGCCAUAUUAAUUAAUGGCAGUUUCCUAAGUCUGAAAAAAUUUUCAAAUGUCAUAGGUAAUUUAAAUAAAGGAACUUUGGGAGUUCCCUUAUGGCAUAGCAGGUUAAGGAUCUGGUGCUGUCACUGCAGCAGCUUGGGUCACUGCUACGGCAUGGGUUCCCUCCUGGCCCAAGAACUUCCACAUGCCACGGGUUCAACCAAAUAAACAAAGUUUGGGUCUAAAUGGAACACUGAACAGUAUUUUUAAAAGAUUCUGUUACUGAGAAGUUUCUUGAAGUUUCUUUGUAAAUGUGGCAGUUACGAAUUGUAGAAGUUUUCAAUAUAUUGUUACAAAUCAUCUGAGAAUGACCCAAUCAUGGAUAUCUUUAGAAAACAUUCAGCUUUUCUCUUUUGCAUAUGUAUUUCCUAUAAUGUAAAUAGAAGCAUAGACAUCAAAAAUAGAUUUUUAUAGCCAAAUAUCUUUCAUUUUAAAAUACUAGCAAAAAGGACUAGUUUUAUAUACUUAGCCUGUAUUCCCCAAAGCUGACAUUUUUAAUAAUUGUUGAAAAUGCUAAGUCAUACUAAAAUUAGGACUGAUUUUCUCUUUGAAGAAUAAAGAUUGCUCUGUCUCCAUAGGGAUACAUUUUGUCUAAUCCUUAAACUAAGAUACAGGAUUUUAAAGUUAAAUAUGAGGGGGAGUUACCUUGUUGGCCCAGUGGGUUAAGUAUCAGAGUAUCUGGCAUUGUCACUGCAGCGGCCUGGACUGCUGCUCUGGUGCAGGUUCAGUUGCUGACCUGAGAACUCCUACAUGCCACAGGUGCAGCCAGAAAAAAAAAAUUAAAUGUGAGGGAAAAUUAUUUUUAUAAUCUCAGCAGCAUUAUGUUGGUUUUAAUGUGUUUACUGACUUGUAUCAUACAUUAUCAGCAGCAGUUGUGAAGGAAAUACUGCUAAAAGGAUCUGGGCCUAAUGUAAAUAACUAUCUCUUUUUUUGAAUUCUCAAAAUCAAAAAAAAGAAUAAAAUCAAUAUUAAAAAUUAGGGAAGCUUGAUAAUAUCUGAUCAAAAUAAAGUUUACUUAAACUCUAGGUAUCUGGUAGGCUAAUCAUAGUGAUUCAGUCCUCAUAUAAAUCAUGAGAUUAAUUUCCAGUUAACUGGAAAAAACUAUGGGUUUUUUACAAUUGCUUUAUUCUGUUUUGAAUUAUCUUUUAUAAGUAUUCAGGUAAAUUUUACAAAAUAUAAGCCCUACUGUCAAUAUAUAUAUAUAUACA
This is a messenger RNA of Phacochoerus africanus (Common warthog), 2154 nucleotides long. It is a transcript of the gene TMED5, whose product is annotated as transmembrane p24 trafficking protein 5. NCBI's taxonomy places the organism in Eukaryota, Metazoa, Chordata, Mammalia, Artiodactyla, Suidae. The transcript is spliced from 4 exons. Gene Ontology annotation, cellular component: endoplasmic reticulum; Golgi apparatus; COPII-coated ER to Golgi transport vesicle. The record is from RefSeq and is a predicted model, not a curated record. The coding region runs from base 1 to 681 and encodes 226 amino acids. Gene Ontology annotation, biological process: intracellular protein transport; endoplasmic reticulum to Golgi vesicle-mediated transport; Golgi organization.